Messenger RNA from Carya illinoinensis, 1310 nucleotides. Its product is annotated as metal transporter Nramp1-like. The record is from RefSeq and is a predicted model, not a curated record. Gene Ontology annotation, cellular component: membrane. The transcript is spliced from 10 exons. Bases 212 to 1279 code for a protein of 355 amino acids. Gene Ontology annotation, biological process: metal ion transport. Gene Ontology annotation, molecular function: manganese ion transmembrane transporter activity; cadmium ion transmembrane transporter activity. NCBI's taxonomy places the organism in Eukaryota, Viridiplantae, Streptophyta, Magnoliopsida, Fagales, Juglandaceae.
UUGAAUACCCAGGAAAAGAACAAGAGCUAAUUAAGAACGACCCCAUUUAGUUAAAUAUUUUAUAAGGUUCUUCCUAAAGGUUUCCUUCUUAACAGAACUUAAUUAUUGUAUAUAUGUACCCAAUAUUGUAUUCUCGGCUUUAUAAAUUGGAAAAUAUAUAAGCAUUUUGAAAACACUCCGGUUUCGUAGAAGACAAAUUACAGAGUGAAACAUGUCGACUCUGGUUCAGAUACAAGAGACCCCUAGAUGGAAGAAGCUUUUGGGUCAUGUAGGACCUGGUAUUCUCGUUUCUGUAGGCUAUCUUGAUCCCGGAAACUUGGAAUCAGACCUACAAGCUGGUGCAGAUCACAAAUACGAGUUGCUAUGGAUCGUGCUUCUGGGGCUGACCUUUGCUUUCAUAAUCCAGUGUUGUUCUGCAAGAUUAGGGGUAGCGACAGGAAAGCAUCUCGCUGAGCAUUGCAAGGCAGAGUACCCAAGUCCAGUGAAAUACUGCCUGUGGAUACUUGCUGAGGUGGCCGUUAUAGCAGCCGACAUCCCAGCAGUACUAGGAACGGCAUUUGCUCUGAACAUACUCUUCAGGAUACCCAUGUGGAGCGGGGUCCUGCUGGCUGGAUUGAAUACUCUCCUUCUCCAUGGGAUGCAACGAUAUGGUAUAAGGAAGCUGGAGGGUGCGAUUGGUAUGCUAGUAAUGGUGGUGGGUGGCUGCUUCUUUGCUGUAAUGAUAAAGGCCAGCCCGAGUGCAAAGGAGAUGGUGACCGGAAUGUUCGUUCCCAAAUUGAAUGCGAAAGGAGCCACCAUAGACGCCAUUGCUCUUUUAGGAGCUCUGAUCAUGCCGCACAAUCUUUUUCUUCAUUCAGCAUUGGUCAUAUCGAGAAAGUUCCCUCACUCCUUUGAGGGCAUCAAUAGUGCAAGCAAGUUUUUCUUUAUAGAAAGUGGGCUAUCACUAGUCGUAGCGUUCCUCAUCAAUGUGGUUGUCGUAUCUGUUAGUGCCAGCGUGUGCUCCAAUCCAAAUACAUCUGUAGAGAGCAAGGCUCAUUGCAAGGAUAUCACUCUCGAGUCUGCGGCUUUCUUGUUUAAGAAUGCUCUUGGCAACUGGAGUCCAAAGCUACAUGCCAUAUCCAUGCUUGCUUCUGGUCAGAGCUCAACUGUUGCAGGAACCUACGCAGGCCAGUACGUUAUGCAGGGUUUUUUGGAUUUGAAGAUGGAACUCUGGUUGAGAAACUUAAUAACUAGGUGCAUAGCCAUUGGUCCAAGUUUGGACCAAUGGCUCCCCUCAUGAGUUAAAAGCCUAUAAUUUGAAGUUAGAAAAC